Molecule: messenger RNA, 2031 nt
Organism: Durusdinium trenchii
Lineage: Eukaryota; Dinophyceae; Suessiales; Symbiodiniaceae
Source: the annotation of a GenBank genome assembly
GGCUCAGACGGGUCGGUGACGGGGGGACAGACCGCGGCGACGGGAGGGGGUUCCUCCACCGUGGCGAAGACCGCGCCAUGGGGAACACCUCAUGUUGUCAGUCUGAAGACUUGGCGGUGAACGAGACGCAGCCGGUGGAUGCCAAGCCGCUCAUGAUCAGCGGCGGCGACGCCGCGGUGGCGGGCGGCCUGGGCUUGGCGGGCGGCGACACGGAGGCCGAACGCGUCUACCAGGUGACUCUCAACAAGGUGGAUGGUCAAAAGCUCGGUUUGGACGUCGACUACAUGGCCGAGCGGAAGCUUUUGCCCAUCAUGCACGUCACCGGUGGUGUGGCCGAGGAGUGGAACCGGCGGAACCCACAAAAGAAGAUGUGCAGUGGAGACAGCAUCCUUGAGGUGAACGGCGUGAAGGGAGAUGUGGUCGAAAUGCUUGAGAAGUGCAAGGCAGAUCAAAUUUUGAAUAUGACGCUUUGUCGGUCUCUAACCUAUGAGUUCCUCUUAGAAGACUUGGAGAAGUUAGUGCGACAGAAGCAAUGUGGUCCCAUCCUGAUCCGGCUCUCGUGGCAUGACGCGGGAGUCUACAAUGGUGUGGAUGGAUGUCCCAACGCUGCGAUGCGCUUGAGUGGAUCGGCGGAACAGCAAAUGGCUGCGAAUGCAGGAUUGCAGGUCGCGAUCAAGUUGCUGGCACCCAUCUCAGCGAAGUAUGUGCCCAGGUUGAUCUCCCAUGCAGAUCUCUGGGUGGUCGCUGCCAACGUAGCGAUCAAAGUCAUGGGUGGCCCCGUGAUCACCACGCGCUACGGCCGCCUCGACGCGCAGCAAGCCUCGCAGAGUGCCCCCAGUGGCACAGGGCGACUACCCGAUGGAGACAAAGACGCUCAUCAUCUUCGAACGAUCUUUCACCCCAAGGGCUUCGAUGAUAAAGAGAUUGUCGCUUUGUCCGGUGCUCACACCGUCGGCGCUUGCCAUCUGGAUCGCAGUGGCUUUCAGGGCGCCUGGACAGAGCAGAAGUUGAAAUUCGACAAUUCCUAUUUCAAGGACUUGCUCAGCAAGUCAUGGACGGAAGAAACCACCAGCCAAGGGAAGUCGCAGUUCCGCUGUGGCGAAACCAUGAUGCUGCACACGGACAUGGCGCUGAUCAAGGAUCCAGCAUUUAAAUGGCACGUGCAGCAAUUUGCGGAAGAUGAGAACCUUUGGUUUUCGGAGUUCGGCAAAGCCUGGGUGCGGCUCCAAGAGUUGGGCCUCGAGGAUUUGCGAGACAUCCUCUAGGCCGUCCCCGGCAAGUUUGAACAACCACUGGCCAGCUUGCUCCGCUGGCUUGUACUCGCAUGACACAGCGCUUCCCGGGCGUGUUCAUGCACCGAAUGCGGCGAACAAAGACGUCGACUCAUCAACAGAUAUUGUUUUUUUGACAAACAAAACACAGCGGUAUAGGAUCACCCACCUCGGACCUUCCGGGGCCAUAUUUGAGCUUCAUAUUCAACGUCAAAUCCCGAUGAUUAUCUCGGUGGGUUGCCGGAAGUGUCCGUACAUCGUCCUGAACUUGGACCACGAGUUGCCGCAAGCAGUUUGUGUAUGUGCAUAGGGCGACCACCAACCAAUGAGUUUGGUUUGUUUCCCUUCUUUUUGGGGGAGCUUGGGAGGUCUCCCGUGGUCUCCCUAUGUUAAGUGUUGCAGCAGUGUUGCACGUGCUUUCUAUUGCUCUUUUGGUUGGGAGCCUUUUCUCCAGUGAUACAGGUACACUUAGUGGUGGGUCAAGAAUCUUCUUCAAUGGAAGUGUUCGUGUUUUUCAUCUUGGGUAUUUGUGUUGUGGCAGCAGGGCAUGCUUCACAGAACUUGAGCUUCGGACUUCGGACUCGCGUGCACCAUCGAGAUGCUAUAUCUCGAUUGCGGAAAACCACCAAAUCCGCCAAGUCAUUUGGGGCCACGUCACGCGUCAGUGGAUGUGGCGGUUUCUACACAUUUGUCAAAAGAGUGGGGUCCAAAGGACCCAGAAUUAGACACAGUCUGACUGAGUCGGAAUGCGCUGUAAAAA